Messenger RNA from Dermacentor albipictus, 1766 nucleotides. RefSeq names its product very long chain fatty acid elongase AAEL008004-like. The record is from RefSeq and is a predicted model, not a curated record. Gene Ontology annotation, cellular component: endoplasmic reticulum membrane. Gene Ontology annotation, biological process: fatty acid elongation, monounsaturated fatty acid; fatty acid elongation, saturated fatty acid; fatty acid elongation, polyunsaturated fatty acid. NCBI's taxonomy places the organism in Eukaryota, Metazoa, Arthropoda, Arachnida, Ixodida, Ixodidae. Gene Ontology annotation, molecular function: fatty acid elongase activity.
UAACGACGGGCGAGGGGGGUGGGCCAAGUUUGCGUUCCACAACAGGAGAGAGGGCGAACGACGUCCGCGCCGCCGCGAGUAGAAACUGGCUUCGCCCUGGGAACCCUUCCCCGUUCACAUCGCCACCGAGCACGGAGAACUCGAGUGACCGGCGGGAGGAGCGCACGCUUGACAGUAGGGUUCACGAACGCGCGCUGGCGGCAGCGCGCAUUUCGGUUCAAACAGCGCCUUGCACACGCUCGGGUGAACAAUGGAGUCGCAGCAGGCCAACUUAUUCGGCGGCACGGCUGCGGCAGGAGUGCCGUGGUUUCCGCUGCGCGACAGCAGGACCGAAGGGUGGCCGCUGACCGGCAGCCCGCUGCCGGUCGCCAUCAUCACGGCCGCGUACGUCUACUUCGUCAAGGUCGCCGGACCCCGAUGGAUGUCGAGGCGCAAGCCUUACGACCUGCGGGGCUCCAUCCUCGUCUACAACCUGCUGGCCGCGCUGUUCAGCGCGUUCUUCGUGGUGCGCUUCGCCAAGCUCGCCUACUGGGACCUCGGCUACUCGUUCCUCAUGGGCCAGGACCUCAGCAACGAACCGGCCAGCAAGGAGAUCGUCCGCCUCUCCUGGUGGCUGUACAUGUUCAAGCUGUCCGAGCUGACCAGCACCGUGUUCUACGUGUUGCGGCGCAAGUACGACCAGGUGACCACGCUGCACGUGGUGCACCACGUGAUCGUCGCCUGGAACGUCUGGAUCAACGUCACCUAUGCGGCCCAGUCACACACCAUGUUCGUCGUGUGCGUGAACGGCUUCGUACACGUCCUCUCGUACCUGUACUACUUCCUGUCCGCACUCGGGCCGGCGUUCAAGAAGUGGCUCUGGUGGAAGCGCUACCUCACCAUGGUGCAGAUAGUGCAGUUUGUGCUGUACUUUGUGCACGCCGUGGGACUGAUUUUUGCCACGGGAAAUUACGUGCCCCUAUUCGUGUGGCUCGAGUUUGGCCAAGCUGUGCUGUUCUUCUCGUUGUUCGUUCUGUUCUACGUGAACUUGUAUGCCAAGGACAAAGGGGGACCGUGCGGCCCCGUCAGAGCGGACUAGACAAACGCUUCGACAAAGGCUCGGCUGGCUUGAGGAAAAACAUCAAGCACGAGCCGUGACGUGUCGUGAGAACUGAGUGUCAUUUGGGUCUCUCGUCUUUCAAGAGACCCGUGAGCAUGAGUGCGACGAAUAAACAACACCGCAGGUCGGGUUUCCUGGAUAGGGUAUGGCCUUAUAUGCAUAACACAUGAUUUCCUUGAUUGCGGCGUGUAUACAAGUCGCUCUGUUCAAUGUGAGUGUUAAUCCCUUCCCAGGCGGCAUACAAAGGACUGCGACAUUAUACGGCAACGGGUGACAUUGAAGGCACUGCAUUGAUGUUCCGUGACGCCCUGCACAGUGGUGCUAGUUUUGCCUUUUAUCAUCUUAAAUAUAUCUUGUUGACAGUCAGAAUGCUGUAAUGACGUUUACUUAUGAGCGUGUGUUUUCAUACUACUGAUGCGAGAUGUCUGUGAUAGCACUGGGAACGUGCUAGUGCAAAUGCGCAUUUCAUAUGUGAUUCCAUCAGACUGUCACAAUCAUUGUCGAGUCGAUUUGUAGAUAACUUCUGACGAAGUGCAGCUAUAGCCUUUGUAUACGUUACCACUGAUAUAAAAACAAGUUUUGGGAGUAUGAACAAACUCCGAGACUUUUACAAGAUUGUUGAAGUGGAUUAUCAAGGAAUGACAAUAAAUAUGCAUAUGAUAAACGA